Silurus meridionalis is the source of this 2835-nucleotide messenger RNA. It is a transcript of the gene mapk6, whose product is annotated as mitogen-activated protein kinase 6. The coding region runs from base 682 to 2739 and encodes 685 amino acids. Gene Ontology annotation, cellular component: cytoplasm; nucleus. The transcript has 7 exons. Gene Ontology annotation, molecular function: MAP kinase activity; ATP binding. The record is from RefSeq and is a predicted model, not a curated record. NCBI's taxonomy places the organism in Eukaryota, Metazoa, Chordata, Actinopteri, Siluriformes, Siluridae. Gene Ontology annotation, biological process: intracellular signal transduction; protein phosphorylation; cell surface receptor signaling pathway.
CACACACACACACACACACACACACACACACACACACACACACACACACACACUGAACCGAACACUUGUCCCAGACGUUCUCUCCUAAACGCUGAACAUUUGGAACAUUUUAUGGAUUAAACUCUGAACAUGAAGCUCAAGGGGACACUGGACUAUUACAGACCUGCAGGAAACCCCGCUGUAAAAUGGACGAUAGCUUCGAUUGCGACUGUGGCGAGCUGGAGCCACCCGAUCACUGAGGGAGAGCGAUAGUGCUAAACCCAAGCCCAGACCUCAUCCACGUUUCUCGCUCCUCUCCCUGCUCCUCUCCCCGCUCCUCACCCCGCUCCUCUCCCUGCUCCUCACCAGACCAGACGGCUCCGGGUUCUUCAGGUCAGGAUCGCCAUGCUGCUGCCGCUCAGGACCAGUCGUACACUGAACACACCAGUGCUGUGAGGAUGCUGCUGCUGCUACUACUGGCUUUCAUACGUGCAUUUCAUCACCGAUCUCCCCUCAUUCCUCCAUUUCAUCACACACUCUGAGGAUCCAACCAGGAACGCUGGAGGAGGUGGUGGUGGUUUUUUAGUUUUGUUAAGUUUUUUUUUUUUAAGCUGUGAGGAGUUCUGUUUGUUUGGGUUCCUCCUGAAGACCUAAAGUGGAACAUCUGGACUGAAGGUGUAAUAUCUGGGUCCCUCUGACUAAAUGGCGGAGAAAUUCGAGAGCCUGAUGAACAUCCACGGGUUCGACCUGGGCCCCCGGUACACGGACCUGAAGCCGCUCGGGUACGGGGGGAACGGCCUGGUGUUCUCAGCAGUGGACCAGGACUGCGACAAGCGCGUGGCCGUGAAGAAGAUCGUCCUAACAGACGCGCAGAGCGUGAAGCAUGCGCUCAGAGAGAUCAAGAUCAUCCGGCGUCUAGACCAUGACAACAUCGUGCGCGUGUUCGAGACGCUGGGGCCGAGCGGGCGGCAUCUGAGCGAGGACGCCGGCUCUCUGACCGAGGUCAACUCCGUCUACAUCGUGCAGGAGUACGUGGAGACCGACCUCUGCACCGUGCUGGACCAGGGCCCGCUCUCCGAGGAACACGCUCGCCUGUUCGUCUACCAGCUGCUGCGCGGCCUCAAGUACAUCCACUCGGCUAACGUCCUGCACAGAGACCUCAAACCUGCCAACCUGUUCGUCAACACCGAGGACCUGGUGCUGAAGAUCGGAGACUUCGGGCUGGCACGCAUCAUGGACCCUCACUACUCUCACAAGGGAUACCUAUCAGAAGGCCUGGUCACUAAAUGGUACCGUUCCCCUCGUCUCCUCCUCUCCCCCAAUAACUACACUAAAGCCAUCGACAUGUGGGCAGCCGGCUGCAUCUUCGCCGAGAUGCUGACGGGAAAAACACUCUUCGCAGGUGCUCAUGAGUUGGAGCAGAUGCAGCUGAUCCUGGAGUCGAUUCCUGUGAUCCACGAAGAGGACAGACAGGAGCUAGAGAGCGUCAUCCCCGUGUUUAUUAAAAACGACAUGUCCGUGCCACACACUCCGCUCGCCAAACUGCUGCCGGGGGUCAGCGCCGAGGCUCUGGACUUCCUGGAGAAGAUCUUGACCUUCAACCCCAUGGACCGUCUGACGGCAGAGGAGGCACUGGCCCAUCCCUACAUGAGCGUGUACUCGUUCCCUCUGGACGAGCCGGUGUCCUCUCACCCCUUCCACAUCGAGGACGAGGUGGACGACAUUCUGCUCAUGGACGAGAGCCACAGCCACACCUACAACUGGGACAGGUACCAUGAGAGUCAGAUGUCGGAGCCGGAGUGGCCCCUGCAGAGCGUGGGCGAGGUGGAGAAGGUGCAGCGCGACCCCCGGGCCGUGUCCGACAUGACGGACGACGAGGAGGCGCAGCUGGACCCUCGCAAGUACGCAGACGCGGAGAGCGAGAAGUUCCUGGACGAGCAGCCGUUCGACCUGGCGCGAGACACCGGCAUCCACCACGAGAACAAGUACUGCGAGCUGGAGUGCGGCCACACCUGCAACUACAAGGCCGCCUCCCAGUCCUACCUGGAUAACCUGAUCUGGAGGGAGAGCGAGGUGAACCACUACUACGAGCCCAAGCUGAUCAUCGACCUCUCCAACUGGAAGGAGCAGCAGAGCAAAGAGCGAGCCGACCGCAAGAGCAAGAGCAAGUGCGAGAAGAACGGCCUGGUGAAGGCUCAGCUGGACAAGGAGAAGCACCAGCAGCAGCACCAGCAGCAGCAGCAGCACCAGGGCUUCGACUUCGACUCUUUCAUCGCUGGAACCAUCCGCCUGAGCCUGCAGCCCGAGAGCAGAGACAUCGGCCUCCUCAACGAGCUCAACGAGCUCAACAGCUCCGUCUCAGCUCAGCUCAGCAAGUCCACCAGCCAGGAGAAGGACGAGAAGUGUCAGGUGAACAUGGCUCAGCAGUGUCCGUGGGAGAGCAGUGGGAACGAGAGCUGCCUGAUAGACGAGGCGUGCUGGGACGAGCAGAAGGAUGGAGGAGGAUACGGAGGAGGAUACACCAGCUACCUGGAUCGUCUCUUCAGCAAAAAGGAGGACGAGAACCCGUCCGUCUGCUCUCCAGACGUCUCCCCGGACCCCGAGGUCCCUCUGCGGGACGAGACCACGCCCCGGCUCAACGGCGAGAUCGUCCUCGAGACUCUCGGCUUCGACGGCAAAAAAUCUCUGCAGGCUCACGUCAGGUGUUCUCCUCAGAUCGCCCACAAGACCUACAGCAGCAUCCUCAAGCACCUGAAUUAAAGCUCCGCCCCGGAGAACCGUCAGCGUCCAUCGCAGCAUCCGGGACACGGCAUACUGUCAGCAUCCGGGGGGGCGGGGCUUAUGCUCACGAGCCAA